This is a messenger RNA of Salvia splendens (bonfire salvia), 1473 nucleotides long. Its product is annotated as zeatin O-glucosyltransferase. The coding region runs from base 1 to 1404 and encodes 467 amino acids. The transcript has a single exon. The record is from RefSeq and is a predicted model, not a curated record. Gene Ontology annotation, molecular function: UDP-glycosyltransferase activity. Lineage: Eukaryota; Viridiplantae; Streptophyta; Magnoliopsida; Lamiales; Lamiaceae.
AUGGCAACAAACCAAGAAGAAGUCCCCUUGACCGUGUUGAUGGUGCCGCUGCCGGCUCAGGGCCACCUCAACCAGCUCCUCCACCUCUCCCGCCUGAUCGCCGCCCGCGACAUCCCCGUCCACUACGUAGCCGGGGAGGCCCACAUCCGCCAAGCUCAGACCCGCCUCCACGGCUGGGACCCAUCCUCAUCCCCCUCCGUCCACUUCCACCACCUCCCCACCCCACCCUUCACCAACCCACCCCCCAACCCCAACUCCCCCAUCAAAUUCCCAGCCCACCUCAUCCCCUCCCUCGUCUCCUCCAUGCACCUCCGCCAGCCCGUCUUCGAGCUGGCUCAGAGGCUCGCACCCACCACCCGAAGGCUGGCCGUCCUGUACGACUCCUCCCUCCCAUACGUCGUACAGGACGUGCCAACCCUCCCCAACGCCGCGGCCUACUGCUUCCACAGCAUCGCCGCCUUUUCUGUCUAUUCCUUCCACUGGGAAUACACUGGAAAAACAACCAAGCUGAAGAACGAAUCCUCUUUUAUUGAACAAGUUCCAUCUGCAGAAGGAUGCUUCCCGCCUGAAUUCGCGGAGGUUAUGCAAUUUCAGCAUAACCUCCCGAAGAUCAGCUCAGGAGACAUCUACAACACGUCGCGGGUGAUUGAGGCCACCUACCUCGAUCUCCUCGCCAACGAGAAAUCUACCGGGACCGGAAACAUCUGGGCUGUCGGCCCGUUCAAUCCAGUUUCGGUAUCCGAAAGCAAGCAGUUUGAAGAGAGAGAAGCAUGCUUGAAAUGGCUGGAUGUACAGAGCUUGAAUUCAGUGAUUCUGGUUUCGUUUGGGAGCACGUGUUCUUUAUCGGAUGAUCAAAUUUCGGAGAUUGCCGAGGGAUUGGAGAAAAGUGGGCAGAGGUUUAUAUGGGUGAUCAGAGACGCCGACAGAGGUAACAUCUUCGAAGGAGAUGUGAGAAGAGCUCCGUUGCCGGAAAUGUAUGAGGAAAGGGUGAGAGAGAGGGGGCUGAUUUUGCGGGAUUGGGCCCCGCAGUUGACGAUUUUGGGCCACAAGGCGACAGGUGGGUUUCUGACGCACUGUGGUUGGAAUUCGUGUAUGGAGAGUAUAAGCAUGGGCGUGCCAAUGGUGGCAUGGCCCAUGCACUCUGACCAGCCCAGGAACGCGGUCCUCAUGACCAAGGUUCUUGGGAUAGGGGUGGAGGCCGUGGAGUGGGCCCAUCGGGACAGGGUUGUCCCAUCGGGCGCAGUGGAGAGCGCGGUGAAACGAUUGAUGGCUUCCGAGGAAGGGGUGGAGAUUAGGAAGAGGGCUGAGGAGUUGGGGGAUGCGGUGAGGAAAUCUGUGCUUCAAGGAGGGAUUUCUGUCAAGGAGAUGGACUCAUUCAUUGCCCACAUCACUAAAUCAGAUUGAAUGUACUUCCGUUUUAAUAAAUAUGAAAUAUUUGGUUUUCGGCAUCAGAUUUCUUAUAAUGUUGUUUUG